UUAAGGAUGACCUCCUUUCUUCUGGCCUAAGUGCGUCCCCUCCCAGUCCUACAAACAGAGACAACCCACCUACGGGAGAUGAUCGACGGCUGGGCUCAGAUCUCGACGCCGCCCUCCAUCCCUCACGCCGAUCCCAGCGGUUAAUGGCCGUCGCCUGCCUGGAGAUGGCUGGCGAAGGUGACACACCCGAGAAAUGCCGCGGUGCGCGGCGCCGACGGAUCGAGAUGUGCCAAUUCGUGUCUGCCGCCGAAGGCGCCUCCCCCCCUAGUUCGAGGAGGACGGGGAAGCGGCAGGAGGCCUUCCGGGAGUCGGAGCCCCUCGAAGGACAGACCGCCGGUAACGAAGCCCCUCUUCCUACCCCGCCGGCGAACUCGUCUUUGGUCACGACCUCGUCAUCGUCCCCUUCCACAGUCUCGGCAUCCGGCGGAGAACCUGGCCUUCCAGAGAUCGCGUCGAGUUCUCGGUCGGCGCCUGCGGUUGUGGAACCCUCGGUGGCGUACGGGAUUAUAUCACUGACCGGACGGUCGAGGGAGAUGGAGGACGCCGUCUCGGUCUGGCCGGGUUUUUUCCGGCCCCAAGGCAGCGGACCGCUCCAUUUCUUCGCCGUCUUCGACGGCCACGGCGGCUACCACGUCGCAGCACUGUGUAAGGACUGGAUGCAUGUGCUGCUGGCGGAAGAGCUCGGCCGGGAGAUGGCCGCAGCAACGGAGGAGGAGGACAUGGCUCGGACGAGGGCUGCGGUGGGACGGAGCUUCGCACGGAUGGACGAGCUGGCGCUAGCGGCCUGCGCGUGCGGUAAGAUAGGGUUGCCGCCCUGCGGCUGCGAGCGGUCGGGGAUCGAGUCGGAGAUCGUCGGUUCGACGGCGGUGGUGGCGCUUGUCGGUGUGGACCGGGUCGUUGUGGCCAACUGCGGGGACUCGCGGGCGGUGCUCAGCCGCGGCGGCCAAGCGGUGCCGCUUUCCUCCGACCACAAGCCGGACCGGCCUGAUGAGCUGGCGAGAAUAGAAGCGGCGGGCGGGCGGGUGAUAUAUUUGAAUGGCGCUCGCGUCCAUGGCAUGCUCGCCAUGUCACGGGCGUUAGGUGACAAGUACUUGAAACCCUUCGUGAUAUCCGAACCGGAGAUAUGCGUGGUGGAGAGAACAGCCGAGGACGAGUGCCUAAUCAUGGCCAGCGACGGGCUGUGGGACGUGCUGCCCAACGACGUAGCAUGUGACGUGGCUCGACGGUGCUUGGAAGAAGCAGACCGAUCAAGUGGCGCCGAAGAUGUCGAUGGCGGGGCCGCGACUGCUGGUGGACGAGAGCAAGAACAAGCAUCCGACGCGCGGUGCUCUCUGGCGGCGGUGCUGUUAGCCAGGCUUGCACUGGCGAGGAGAAGCGCGGACAACAUAAGCGUGAUUGUGAUCGAUUUGAGGAGGAAGUGAAAGAUAGUCCGAUUACAGACAUUGUUGUUUGUUUGUACGAACAGUGUUGUGACGACUGAAAGGAAGGGAUGUGUUGAAGGGAUCCCUCGACAAGCUAAGCUAUGUGUUGUAGGGAUAUAUGAUGUUGUACAGGCAAUGUGGGUACGAAGGCAAAUGGCAUCAAGCAAUGCUUUGUUUCUGCCAAUUUGAUAGUGUGUUGUAUUUUGCUUUUAUAUAACCACAUCUUGCAAAUCUAUUCUAUC
This is a messenger RNA of Musa acuminata AAA Group (dessert banana), 1663 nucleotides long. RefSeq names its product probable protein phosphatase 2C 68. The coding region runs from base 144 to 1421 and encodes 425 amino acids. Gene Ontology annotation, molecular function: protein serine/threonine phosphatase activity; cation binding. NCBI's taxonomy places the organism in Eukaryota, Viridiplantae, Streptophyta, Magnoliopsida, Zingiberales, Musaceae. The record is from RefSeq and is a predicted model, not a curated record. Gene Ontology annotation, cellular component: nucleus. The transcript has 4 exons. Gene Ontology annotation, biological process: peptidyl-threonine dephosphorylation.